AUGGUCGCUAGCUCGGAAGAUAUCAAGGCCAAUGAUGCCAGAGAGAACAGAAACUCCCAAUUUAAGGACUUCUUCUCUCAACCGGUGACCGCUGCUUUCUGCGCCGGUGGUGUUGCUGGUGCCGUAUCGCGAACCGUCGUAUCUCCUCUCGAGCGCCUGAAGAUCCUCUUUCAGGUGCAAAGCGCCGGCCACAAUGAAUACAAGCUAUCGGUAGGCAAGGCGCUUGCUAAGAUGUGGAAGGAAGAGGGCUGGAGAGGUUUUAUGGCUGGUAACGGAACCAAUUGCGUUCGCAUCGUCCCUUAUUCCGCAGUGCAAUUCGGCAGCUAUAACCUUUACAAAAGGCACUUCUUCGAGAAGUACCCAAACGCUCCUUUAGCUCCUCUCGAGAGGCUUGUGUGUGGCGGCAUAGCGGGCAUCACCUCAGUUUUCUUUACAUAUCCGCUCGAUAUCGUACGGACUCGAUUAUCAAUCCAAUCGGCGUCGUUUGCCGCGCUCAGCAAUACCCCAAAAGACAAGCUCCCGGGUAUGUGGUCUACAAUGGCUGUGAUGUAUAAGCAAGAAGGCGGCGUGGCUGCUUUAUACCGCGGUAUAAUACCUACAGUCGCAGGAGUAGCGCCAUAUGUAGGGCUGAAUUUCAUGACAUAUGAAUUCGUCCGCAAGUAUCUAACACCCGAGGGUGAUGAAAACCCCAGCGCAGCACGGAAGCUGCUGGCCGGCGCCGUAUCAGGCGCCGUUGCUCAAACAUGCACUUAUCCAUUUGAUGUCUUGCGGCGAAGAUUUCAAAUCAACACCAUGUCUGGAAUGGGCUACAAAUACAAGUCGAUAGGAGACGCUGUUAGGGUAAUAAUAUCCCAGGAAGGACCAAAGGGCCUAUAUAAGGGUCUCAUUCCAAACUUACUCAAGGUCGCCCCUAGUAUGGCCGCCAACUGGCUUAGCUUUGAAGUCACUCGAGACUUUUUGGUCGGCUUAAAGCCAGAACCAGCGGAUCUAUAA
Daldinia childiae is the source of this 993-nucleotide messenger RNA. RefSeq lists its product as uncharacterized. The record is from RefSeq and is a predicted model, not a curated record. Gene Ontology annotation, biological process: transmembrane transport. NCBI's taxonomy places the organism in Eukaryota, Fungi, Ascomycota, Sordariomycetes, Xylariales, Hypoxylaceae. Bases 1 to 993 code for a protein of 330 amino acids. The transcript has 5 exons.